Molecule: messenger RNA, 5448 nt
Organism: Alligator sinensis (Chinese alligator)
Lineage: Eukaryota; Metazoa; Chordata; Crocodylia; Alligatoridae
Gene: EFCAB5
Product: EF-hand calcium binding domain 5
Exons: 23
Coding region: 358-4812 (1484 amino acids)
Molecular function (GO): calcium ion binding
Source: RefSeq, a predicted model, not a curated record
GAAACAGAAACCCUCUGGACAAAGGAGUUCCUUCUUGAAGGUUGGGACGGCAACUGCCAAAAAAACCAGAACGACCCCAAACUCCGUCAUACAUAGAAAAAUGAACACAAAGGGUACAAGAGGCAUUAUUGGAACAAAGCAUCUGUGAUGACAUCCAUGAGUGAUCUAAGCUCGCAGAGGAAGAGUUUCAAGUGAGCUGCCGAAGGCAGAAGACAGUCCGCAGCAGUUCUAAGUCACAGAUGAGACAUAGCAACCUUUGGGAUUAUUGCUUAGCAACAUCAAACACACACACACAGGAGUAAAACUCGCCGCCUGGCUCCACAGCAGGACCGAGAAAUCCCUAAUUCGCAUUGAAAUAUGGCUGCUCAGCCAGAGGAAGAAGCCCAAAACUCUGGACUGAAACUCCCCAAACUCAGCGUCAAGAACAAACCUGUCAGGGAGGAAAGGAGAAGCAAAGAGACCAGUGAGUUCCUGUGCCCCAGAAGCGGUGCUCAGUGGAAAGAGACUUUCUAUGAGAAAGUACAGCAGAGAGCACUGAGUCUGCAGCAGACAAAGGUGGAACAGUUUCAGGCCUGUAAGGCAGAAGAAGAGAAGAUAAAAAAGAAUGAGCCUCUGGACUGGCUGUCCAAGGAAUGGUUCAGUGACGAGAAGGAGACGCGGGAUACCCGGGCCUAUUUGCUCGACAAACUCUUACCUACAUUAGUCCCAGGAGUGGAAAAACUGCUAAUGGAAGUGGAAAGAAAGAAGGUGCUUGACACCAGCACAGAUCCGCCCAAGUUUGACCCCAUUCAUUUCCUAGGCGAGUAUCUGAUGAGGCAUAACCCUCGGUUUGACAUUUCUGCAAGACCGGGUCCCUACCUGAGAGGGAUGAAGAUGGUUAUGGAAGAGCUGAAAACAGAGGUGCCUGACACAGCACUGAACAGGCUAGCCAGGAUGAAGUCAGAGGUAAAGAGAAAACGUGAGCAAAGGGAGCAGGUGGAGAGAAUCAAGUCUCAGGUGACAGAGAUGCGGAAGAAGGCCCUGGCAGUGCAGUUCAAGGAGUGGACGUUGGAUGUCAGUGGAAGGAUACCGCUCGCACUGGUUCAGAGUGCCCUGAGGUCAUUUCUGGAUGUUGUCUCUUCUGCUUCCCCGGGUGCUGGACUAGGGAUCUACGACAGAAAGCUGGAAACCAUAGACACGCUGGAAGAAAAAGUGAAUGAAGAAAAAUUUAUAGAGUACGUGCAUUCUUACAUCCAAAAUUUUACAAGUGACAUGUUCCAGGAGUUCCUGAAGCACCUCUGCCAGUGCGCAGAUGAACUCCGAGAUACGAUCAGACAUAACACCUGGAGGCAGAUGUUCACUGAUCUCUUCCUGGACUGUGCUCAUGGGAAGGUUGGCCUCUUGGACAGACGGAGGAUACUGGCCUUACUGGAAGACUUCUAUGAGAGCAGCCCGGUGCUUGCUAAGAGAGGAUUCCGAAAUCCAAGACAGUGGCCAAUAAUUGAAUUGCAAGAGAUGGAGCUUGCUGAGUUCUGGGGAGACUUCAGUGGUGGACAGAUUGCUUCCGCAGAGUCCAGGGAAACAUUUGCUUGGCCUCAGACAGAAGUUUCUAAGGGAGAGACCCUACCACCUGAACCUCUACCCAGCAGUGGACCAGCUACAGAUAAGCCUAUGGAGGAGUCGGAAUGGCCUGGGGCAACCCAAGAUGAAACGGGGAACCCGGAAAAGGUGGCCACAAGUGAGUCUGCGACAAGCAGUAUCCAUACAGAGGAACCUGGCUGGACUGCGAAGUUGUCUGAGACUAUUCCAACACCAGCCCAUGAAGCAGUGAAUACAGUCUCGGAGGAGAGCCCUGCUGCCGAGGGGCAAGUGAGCCAGAAGAGAUCUUGUGCUACUACAGAGACCGAAGAAACCAUCCUGUCACCCAGCCCACAAACGCCAAACACACUCCUGAGAGAGGAAUUGAGUGAGGUGAGCCAAGAGGAUGCAAAGGGAGGAACCACCGUCCCUGAACCCAGCAGUUCAGAUGGGGAUGUCACCUUUAGCCAUGAGACUGCUUCGAGUGAGGCAGCCAGGAUGGACCAACAGCCGGAUGCUGAAAGCCCAGGGAGCUCAAAAAAACCUUUCUCAGAGCCAGCUUCUGCAGUCAGCCAGGAAAAACUCUCUAUGGCUGAAGAACCAAGCAAGCCUGUUCCUGGCCCGGACUCUGAAGAUCAGCAUAUAAUCUGGGACGGAGAACCUGGUUCAGAAGGACAGCUCGGUCAGAAAGAAUAUGCUUCAUCUCUAGAACCAAGCGGGACAGUUCCUGUUCCAGUACCAACGCCUGAAGUGGAGAACAGAGUCGCAGAAGAGGGUGGGGAAGCAGGGGCAUCUCUGGCUGCGUCCGAACCAGAUGUUGAAGAGGAAGCUGUAGCACUGGGGAAAGAAAGCCCUGCAGGCAAAGAGGGUGAUGCAGAGGCACAGGUCACUCCCUCAGGAUCACGGCAAAGUAGAGACACCGUGCUGCAGGCUGAAGACGCUGCCCUGCUGUGUGAGCAAGACCAGCGUCAAGAUCCAUCGCAUUCCCCAAGACAAGAAGCAUUUGAUGAAGCAAGCCAGGGGAUAGACCAGAUUCCCUGGUCAGGUGACCUUCUGACGUCUAACCUGAGUUUCGGGUAUAGCAGUUAUGGUGACCAAAUUCCAGAGGACUGGAACAACGAAAACUCCAGAUUUCCAGACUUGCGUACGAUCAUGGCAGAGAUUCAGACCCGUGGUGCCUCCCGAGCCAGGAGUGCCUUUGACCAGAGCUGUCUCAACCUGCCACAGUUCGUACAGCUCAUGGAGACCUUUGUUGGUGAAGACACCCCUCUGCCUACUGUGAAGAGACUUGUUGCAUUCAUAAAAAGAGGCUACAUACAGACUGAAGAGGAAAAACUUGAACAAUUGGAAAAAGUUCACCGUGAGUCUCUCUUGGCCCGACGGAAACUGCUCGUGGAGGCUCUUUUCGAGAAGUGGGACAGUGAGGGCUCUGGGUUCCUAGACCUGAAAGAGGUGGAUUCUGUGCUUUGCAUGUUUAAGGAGGGAAUGGAAAAAGAGGCUCUGAAGAAGGCAAAGAAGCACUUCCAUUCAUCCCACCGGCACCCCAGUGGAGUGGCAAGGUUGUCGCCAAAGGAAUUCCAGACUUACCUGGAGCUGGUCGUUUCCGAGCUGACCGGGAAUGAGGACGAAGUCCUGGAGAACAUGGUGGAGUUUCUGACCAUGAGCGUGGAGCGAACCCACGUGGAACAGCUGCGAGGCUCAGCCAGGAGGAAGUGGCUGCUCAAUAUCCAGCACGCGGCCGAGACCAGCGGGACAAGCAUGGAACCGGUUUACAAAGCAGUCUUCAGAGCCCUGUCCCAGGACACAGAAGCCCAUGGGAAUAACAAGAAGAUCAGUGCGUAUAUCGCCCUUCUGGAAAAGAACCGGCUCUCACCCGAGCGGGGAAACAUUCUCCUGCGCUAUGUGGCUUGUACUGCAGAAGAUGCCCCGUACGUUCUCAACCAGACACUUCACAUGGACAUGAAAGGAGUCAGCUUUGUGGCAGUGGAGGAGAGGAAGCCGAUCCACGUUCCAAGAGUUCAGCUCCAUGGAAAUAUCCACUUCUGGAACUGCAACCGCCCAGAAGAGGAAAGGAAAGGCUCCUUCCUGGUGCUGCCAUUGCAGGACUCCCGAUGGAGAGUCUUUGGGAUUCUAGGACUUGACACGCUCCAGGACCAGUGCGAGCAAACCAUCUUCCUAACCCACGAGAUCAGCUUCUACCAGGGCAUUUCCCAUGCGUUCAGCAAAGCCUACCACCACGUCUGCACCCUGGAAAACAUAAUGCAGGUUGCAUUCGCUGCUCUGGGCUGGCUGCACCCCAGGGCCCCCACCAUCCGCACGGUCACGACAUACCUCAUGGAGCCCGGCAGAGACGAGAUGUGCGACUAUGCUUUGCGCAAGAUGAUGACCACAGAUCACUCAGGGCAGAUAGACAUCCACUCCCCUCCCGCUCUCUUCAGCAGGAAAGAAAACAUCUUCAGGGGUUACCUGUUCAAGUGCGCAGACAGCUCUGGGGUCAUUAGCGCCUAUGUCUAUGGAGAACAUCACAUUGCCGUUCCACUCCGGGAGCCAUCGGGAGAGACCCUUGGGGUGUUUGAUCUCAUCACCGGACCCCGCCAGGGGUUACCACCUCCUGAGCACAAAGACCUGCAGGCCAUGCUAAAGAUGGCCCAAGCUGCCUGUUGGGAACUGCUGAGGGAGUCGGCAGGGGAAGGAGGGCCAAGCUGCGUCUUAGAGGCAGAACACGUGGCAGAUGUGAGGAGUGCAGGGGUACUUUUCCAUCGACUCAUGCUGCAGGACCUGCGUGAGUGUGUCUGGAAGCUCAGUCCCAAGUUCUUUGCUGAAAUAAAGAGCUACGUAGAGCCUCCGGCUGUGGUGCAUAACAUCUUGAAGGCUGUGCUGCUGCUUUUCUACCCCCAGUGGAAGGGCUCAGAGAAGACUGAGAACUGGAGUCAGUGUGCGCUGAAACUCGAUGGUGAUUUGAUUCAGAAGAUUUACUGCUUUGAUCCGACUGCUGCAUCUGCGCAGGUCUGGCCAGAGCUCGUGUCAGACUGCAUCAAAGGUGUGCCUAGGGGAGACGUGUGGCAGCACGGCUCGGUCCUCGCUGAAUGUCUGUACAACUGGGUCCUUACUUGUCUAGCACUUGCAGAGCUCACACAGAAACUGCCAUGUGCAAAAGCCCCAUCUCUAGCCUCCUUGACACCAAGCCCCAGUCUGACUGCAGAUAAGUCAUCAGACAUGCUGUUGUCCCCAAACGCUAGCAGUUCUCUUAUUUGAUGUUACUCCUUCUAUUGUUUGUAUGUUUGGGAUUUGUAGGUAUGAAAUGUUUGUUGCUUUAAAGGGUUGGAAAGCCAAUAGUCCUAGCUAAAUCAACUAUUUCGGGCUGUGAAAGGGAACAAUUGUGCUACCAAAGGUAGGUCACUAAUGUCAGGGGACUUGAUUGCACAGAUUACUCUCUGGCUUUUGUUUAAUUCUGACGAGAGGAAAGAGAGAGCGGGGUUAGAUAAGAGGGCAAAAUGAAAUGCGUAUGUCUGCCCAGUUACAUGGGUCACGAAUAACAGAAAAGAGAGAGUCACUUCUCUAAAAUCACUUUAGAGUCAUGUUAACCUAACGGACUGUAAGAGAGCUGGUGUUACCCUGAAUGGGAAGUGCAUUUAUUGUAGAAAAGCCCUCUACUUUUAAUACAGCAUAAAGAGUUUUUUAUUGGGUUAAAGCUGGUGGUUACGGCAAACUUUCCUGACUGGUGCAAGAUUCCAUCUUUGCAAUAAUGUAUCUUUUGGCAGAACCUGUUUUUAAUAAAAUUUUGGGAAAUUAAACUUCUUUUUUCUUUAUUUACUUGACAAAGUGUAAUGUCUACCAAAUAAUUUGUAAUUGGAGAUUGCAGGUUGCUUUUUAACCUCUUCAGAUAAGAUA